UACAAAUGUCAAGAUUGUCUUGGGGAGCCACUAUAUUGCACUGGCUGUUGCAGGAGUCAACAUUGUCGCAAUCCUUUCCACUGGAUCAGUCAAUGGAAUGGUCAAUUCUUCAAGCAGAGUUGUCUCACCCAUGUCGGACUCAUCAUACACCUCAGUCAUGAUGGCAAACAAUGUCUGGUCCUCACAGAUAGGUGGGAUUUGUUUGAAGAAGACCAGCAUGAAGACCAGCUUGAGCCUGAAGAUUGA
Molecule: messenger RNA, 246 nt
Organism: Suillus subaureus
Lineage: Eukaryota; Fungi; Basidiomycota; Agaricomycetes; Boletales; Suillaceae
Exons: 1
Source: RefSeq, a predicted model, not a curated record